Sarcophilus harrisii (Tasmanian devil) is the source of this 1976-nucleotide messenger RNA. RefSeq names its product F-box protein 4 (gene FBXO4). Bases 83 to 1240 code for a protein of 385 amino acids. Gene Ontology annotation, biological process: protein polyubiquitination; SCF-dependent proteasomal ubiquitin-dependent protein catabolic process. Gene Ontology annotation, molecular function: protein binding. The transcript has 7 exons. Gene Ontology annotation, cellular component: SCF ubiquitin ligase complex. The record is from RefSeq and is a predicted model, not a curated record. NCBI's taxonomy places the organism in Eukaryota, Metazoa, Chordata, Mammalia, Dasyuromorphia, Dasyuridae.
CUGGAAUGUUGCCGGAGCUCCUCCUCCUCCUCCUCCUCCUCGUGGGCCCCGUCUCGGUGCUGCGCUCUCCAUACCGGCCGCCAUGGCGGAGACGGAGCCCGGCUGCAGCAGCCCCAGCUCGUCUCUGUCGCCGUUCGGGGACCGGAGCCGCCUAGAGGCGGCGAUCGUGAGCGGCUGGAGGAGCUUCUGGCAGUCGGUGGGCAAGGAGAGGCCGGGGCACGGUGCCGCGCCGGCGGAUGAUGAGGAGGCCAGCGCUCUGACGAGGCUGCCGAUUUAUGUGCAGUUGUACAUUAUGUCAUUUCUUUCACCUCAUGAUCUAUUUGAAUUGGGAAGGACAUGUCGAUAUUGGAAUGUAACUGUACGAGAUCCUAUGCUGUGGAAAUUUUUCCUUUUGCGAGAUCUUCCUUCCUGGUCAUCUGUUGACUGGAAGUCUCUACCAGACCUACAAGUCUUAAAAACACCCUUAUCUGAGGUUAUUGACAAUGAACUUUAUGACUAUAUGACAAUGUAUAAAAUGAGCUGUCCACAUACCAGAAGACACAUGAAAUCCAGCCGCCAUAUGUAUGGAGCUGUUGCCUCUUUUUUGCAGUCACUGAUUCUUCAGACAGAACCUCGAUUUGCUAUGUUUGGACCAGGUUUAGAAGAGCUGAAUGUAUCUUUGGUGUUGAGUUUGAUGUCUUGCACAGAACUUUCUCCUACAGCUGGUUUACCUCAGAGACAGAUUGAUGGCAUUGGAUCAGGAAUCAGCUUUCAGUUGAACAACCAACAUAAAUUUAACAUCCUGGUAUUAUAUUCAACAACUAGGAAGGAAAGAGAUAGAGCAAGAGAAGAGCAAACAAGUACAGUGAACAAAAUGUUCAACAGAACAGGAAAUGAUGAACAGAGGGUCGCAUACAGUGUGAUUCCACAAAUUCAGAAGGUGUGUGAAGUGGUGGAUGGGUUCAUCUAUGUUGCAAAUGGUGAAGCUCACAAAAGACAUGAAUGGCAAGAUGAAUUUUCUCAAAUUAUGGCAAUGACAGACCCAGCCUUUGGAUCCCCAGAAAGACCUUUGCUGGUUUUAUCUUGUAUUUCCCAAGCUAAUGUAAAAAGGAUGCCCUGUUUUUAUUUGGCACAUGAGCUGAAACUAAAUGAACUUCAAUUACCAUGGAUGGUGCAGGAUAUGGAAGCUGAGACUUUAACAGGAUUUUUGAAUGGCAUUGAGUGGAUCCUUGGAGAAGUUGACUAUAAACAUCCACGGUGAUCCUUCUUGUGCAUUGUCUAAAGGACUAAACCAUUUGAAACAUGAUGUAGGUGUUUCCUCAAUCUUGUUUUGCCCUUAUUUUGGUUUACUACCAAGUAAGGUUUAAAUGGGAAUACCUGUAACUGCUGAGUUUUCCACAAUAAAUCUAGCUUUAAUCUUAAGUGAAUUUUAAAGGAAAUGUUUGUGUGAUGGCACCUAAUCUCUUGCCAAUGAAUCUUUUUGACAAUUUUUAUUUUAAUUUAUUUUACAGUCCAUAAAUUCAGAAAUAUUAGUACAUUUGUAAGGGUCAUUGUUCUCAACUUUUCACUUCUAUCUUCUAUUCUAUUAAUUCAGAGAUUGUAAUUUUAGGACGUAUCUAGUUUUCCAAACUUUCCAGAGACUUUCAUGAAGAUCCAUAGAGCAUUAUCAGGGAAGAGAUGCCCAAUAUUAAUAUGCUAUUGGAAAUAAUUGGUUGGUAUGCAGCUCUUAUGCUGUACUAAAUUCCAUGUGCUUGUUAAACAUUAAUGGAAACAACUUUUUGGGGCAGAUUUUUCUGAUUUUUUAUAAAGUUGGGAAAGCUCAUGAUGUAUUAAACUCACAUUUUAUAUAUAAAUGUGGAAAAUAUAUUCUGGGGUUACAGCUGUAUCAUCAGACUUUUUUUUCGUAUGCUGUUAAUAGCAGUGGAAAUUUAAUACUGUAAUUGAAAACUAAGAAAUGUAAAGAUUUUAAUAAAAGUAUAAAUAUAUACAUUUAUUUA